Molecule: messenger RNA, 4205 nt
Organism: Marmota flaviventris (yellow-bellied marmot)
Lineage: Eukaryota; Metazoa; Chordata; Mammalia; Rodentia; Sciuridae
Product: zinc finger protein 709-like
Biological process (GO): regulation of transcription by RNA polymerase II
Molecular function (GO): DNA-binding transcription factor activity, RNA polymerase II-specific; RNA polymerase II cis-regulatory region sequence-specific DNA binding
Source: RefSeq, a predicted model, not a curated record
UCGGGCGGGCUUCGGUAAUCCGGCGGGCUUUUUUUCCUCAGCAAAUCCGCUCCUGCCUUUCCUCGCGCCGCGUGUUCUGCUUCGGAGGCUUCUGUGACUCUGAGCAGCCUUUGUUCUCCGAGAGCUCCGGUGCCGGGAGGUCCCUGGAGAGGACAGCGGGUCACCAUGGAAGCCAAAAUGGUGACUGUGCGGCCGGGGCUGGCGGAACUCGGUCGGCACCCGCGGAUCUCAGUGACCUUUGAGGAUGUGGCUGUGAACUUCACCCAGGAGGAAUGGACUUUGCUGGAUCUAUCCCAGAAGAAUCUUUACAGAGAUGUGAUGCUGGAAGUCCUCAGAAACCUGACUACUAUAGGAAACACAUGGGAAGACAAGAACAUUGAAGUUCAGAUUGAAAAUUCUGGGAGUAGUCUAAGGCAGAUCACAUCUCACUCUGGACAGAAACCCUACAUGCAUGUGGAAUGUGAAGAGAAGCCAUGUGAAUUUAAACAAUAUGAGAAAUCUCUGGUUUCUCGUAGAAGUGGUGAAACACAAAUGUUAAUACAAACUGUAAAUGGACCUUAUAAAAGUACAGUGUGUGGGAAUGUCUUCAGUUGUCCCAAUUCCAUUCAAAGACAUGAAGAAACCCAUACUGGGCAGAAACCCUAUGAAAGUACACAAUGCGGUGAGACGUCUUCUUCUUUCACCGAUGUUCAGAGACAAAUGAUAACACACAGUCGUGAUAAACGUUUUAGGUGUAGGGUAUUUGGAAAAGCCUUUUGUUCUCCCUAUCUUUUUAGAAGACAUGAACAAACACCUACUGAGGAGCAAUGCCAUGAAUGCAUAAAUUGGGUGAAAGGCUUCAAAUAUUCCAAAUCCCUUAAAUGCCAUGGAGUAACUCACACCAGAGAGAAGCCCUAUAAAUGUGAGCAAUGUGGGAAAGCCUUCACUAAUCCCAGUUCAUGUAGAAGACACCAAAUAACUCAUACAGAAGAGAAGCACUAUGAAUGUAAGCAGUGUGGAAAAGCCUUCUCAAAUUCUUCUUCCCUUCACAUACAUAAACAAAGUCAUGCUGGGGAGAAGUCCUAUAAAUGUAAGCAGUGUGGCAAAGCCUUCACUUUUCCCUCUCACCUCCAAGUACAUGAACGAUCUCAUACUGGAGAGAAGCCCUAUAAAUGUAAGCAGUGUGGCAAAGCCUUCACUCAGUCCUCUAACCUUCGCUCACAUGAACGAACUCAUACUGGAGAGAAGCCCUAUGAGUGUCAGCAAUGUGGAAAAGCCUUUGCUACAGCCCAUCAACUUCACAGACAUGGAAGAAUGCAUACUGGAGAGAAGCCCUAUGAAUGUAAACAAUGUGGAAAAUUUUUUUCUAGAUCCAGUCAUCUUCAGAUACAUGGAAGAACACAUACUAGAGAGAAGCCUUAUGAAUGUAAACAGUGUGGAAAAGCCUUCACUCAGUGUUCUACCCUUCACUCACAUGAACAAACUCAUAAUGUACAAAAACUCUAUGAAUGUAAAAGAUGUGACAAAACCUUUACUUGUUCCUCUCAACUUCAAUUACAUGAACAAACUCAUAUUGGAGAAAAGCCCUAUGAAUGUAAACGAUGUGGAAAAGCCUUUGCUACAUUCCCUCAGUUUCAAAUACAUGAAAGAACCCAUUCUGGAGAGAAGCCCUAUGAAUGUGAACAAUGUGGAAAAGCCUUUGCAACAUUCUGUCAGCUUCACAUACAUGGAAGAAUGCAUACUGGAGAGAAGAUAAAUGAUUGUAAACAGCGUGGAAAAACCUUUGCUAAAUCCAGUUGCCUUAACAAACAUGGAAGAACUCAUACUAGAGAGAAGACCUAUAAGUGUCAACAAUGUGGAAAAGCCUUCACCACUUCCUCUCAUCUCCAGAUACAUGAACGAAUCCACACUGGAGAGAAGCCCUAUAAAUGUAAGCAGUGUGGCAAAGCCUUCACUCAGUCCUCUAACCUCUCUGCACAUGAACGAAUUCAUACUGGAGAGAAGCCUUAUGAAUGUAAGCAAUGUGGAAAAGUCUUCACUACAUCCAGUUCCCUUCACAAACAUGAAAGAACUCAUAGAGAGAAACCAUACGAAUGUCAACAAUGUGGAAAAGCCUUCACUACUUCCUUUUGUCUCCAAAUACAUGAAAAAACUCAUACUGUAGAGAAGCCCUAUAAAUGUAAGCAGUGCGGCAAAGCCUUCACUGAGUCUUCUAACCUUCAUUCACAUGAACGAAUUCAUACUGGAGAGAAGCCCUAUGAAUGUCAACAAUGUGGAAAAGCCUUUGCUACCUUGAGAUGCCUUCAUAAACAUGGAAAAAUUCAUAGUAGAGAGAAGCCCUAUGAAUGUCUCCAAUGUGGAAAAACCUUCACUAUUUCCUCUUAUCUCCAAAUACAUGAACGAACUCAUUCUGGAGAGAAGCCCUAUAAAUGUAAGCACUGUGGCAAAGCCUUCACUCAGUCCUCUAACCUUCACUCACAUGAACGAACUCAUACUGGAGAGAAGCCCUAUGAAUGUCAACAAUGUGGAAAAGCCUUUGCUACAUCCAGUUGCCUUAACAAACAUAGAAGAAUUCAUACUAGAGAGAAGCUCUAUAAAUGUAAGCAGUGUGGCAAAGCCUUCACUCAGUCUUUUCACCUGCACUCACAUAAACAAACUCAUAUUGGAGAGAAGACUUAUGAAUGUAAACAAUGUGGAAAAGCGUUUGCUAGAUCCUGUCACCUUCAGAUUCAUGGACGAACACAUACUGGAGAGAAGCCCUAUGAAUGUAAACAGUGUGGAAAAGCCUUUGCUGUAUCCCAUCAACUUCAUACACACGGAAGAUUGCAUACUGGAGAGAAGCCCUAUGAAUGUAAACAAUGUGGAAAAGCCUUUUCUACAUCCUGUCAGCUUCACAUACAUGGAAGAACACAUACUGGAGAAAAACCCUAUGAAUGUAAACAAUGUGGAAAAACCUUUGCUACAUCCAGUUGCCUUCACAAACAUAAAAGAACUCAUACUAGAGAGAAGCCCUAUAAGUGUAAACAAUGUGAAAAAGCCUUUGCUACAUCCAGUUGCCUUCACAUACAUAGGAGAACUCAUACUAGAGAGAAGCCCUAUGAAUGUCAACAAUGUGGAAAAGCCUUCACUACUUCCUCUUAUCUUCGAAUACAUGAACGAACUCAUACUGGAGAGAAGCCCUAUGAAUGUAAGCAGUGUGGCAAAGCCUUCACUCAGUCCUCUAACCUUCACUCACAUGAACGAACACAUACUGGAGAGAAGCCCUAUGAAUGUCAACAAUGUGGGAAAGCCUUUGCUAGGUCCGGUUGCCUUAACAAACAUGGAAGAACUCAUACUAGAGAGAAGCCCUAUAAAUGUAAGCAGUGUGGCAAAGCCUUCACUCAGUCUUGUCAUCUUCACUCACAUGAACAAACUCAUUGGAGAGAAACCUCUUAACAUCAACAAUGUGGAAAAGCAUUUGCUAGAUCCAGUCACCUUCAGAUUCAUGGAAGAACACAUACUGGAGAGAAGCCCUAUGAAUGUCAACAACGUGGAAAAGCCUUUGCUACAUUUUUUCAGCUUCACAGACAUGAACAAACUCAUACUGGAGAGAAAUCCUACUAAUGAAAACAAUGGACAAAGUCUUCGUUAUUACCAUUUUACUCAUAAACAUGUAGUAGUAAGUGUACUGGGGAAAAAUCCUUGCAGUGAAAAAAUGUGGUAAAUCAAUACUCCUUGUCUCCUUCUAAGACAUGAGAGGGCUCAAAUUGCAGAUUUGUUUUGUUUUGUUUUGUACUUGUGUGUUUGACCACUGAGCCCAUCCUCAGUCAUUUUUAUUUUUUAUUUUGAGUGAGGCACUAGUGGAGUUGCUUAGGGUCAUGCUAAGUUCUGGAGACUGACCUCAAACUUGUGAUCCUUCAGACUCAUUGUCCUGAUUGCUGGGAUUACAGGUGUACACCAUCACAUCAGACUGAAUAACUCUAAAUGUAAAAAAUAUGGAAAUUCUUCCUUUUUCUCAUUGCCUUCAAAGACAUUUCAUUUACCCUGUAAAACAAAUCUCCUGGCAGUGUGAUGUUUUAUUUUCCUUCUUAUAUACGAAAGUAUUCAUGGAGAGAAGCCUGUAACUGUGAGAAAUGUGUCUUUUAGGUUUUUUAGUUCCUUCUAAGAACUGGAAAUAUUCAUCUUGAACGAUUCAUGCAAAAUAAUAAUAUUAAAAUAAUAAAUUCUAUUCAAGUAAGAAAUGUAAA